UUGGAACAACUGCAAUGAACAGAGAUUACAGUAGUUUGGGAACAGUGUUAGCAUGCGUAGUGUUUUAAAAAAUAUCGGUCAUAUGUAAAUGACACGUUUGGAACGGCUGGUCUCUAAUGACUUAGGAAGACAGUGCGUUCAAUCUAAAUUAGUUUUGUGUUGUUGUGUCACAGCAGAUCACAUCGUUGGAGGUUGUUGGUGUCGUCGAGAAGGCCAUCUGUCGUGCAUGUGCGCCAUUUUGCUAGGGUUUGGCACAGAGCUGGAAGGCACUGUGUAGAUAUUUAAGUAGUAUUUGGUAAUCUAGUUGUAUUACCAUUGUGAUUUUAAGAUGUCAUCCUCUUACAACAAUACUGAAGAAAGUUCUUCUGAUCGCAACGUGGAAAUAUGGAAAAUAAAGAAGUUAAUUAAAAGUCUGGAGAUGGCCAGAGGAAAUGGUACCAGCAUGAUAUCGCUCAUAAUACCACCAAAAGAUCAAAUAUCGAGAGUAAGCAAGAUGUUGGCUGAUGAGUUCGGAACAGCAUCGAACAUUAAAUCUAGAGUAAAUAGAUUGUCGGUGUUGGGCGCUAUAACUUCCGUGCAACAUAGAUUAAAACUUUAUACAAAAGUGCCACCAAACGGGCUGGUAAUAUAUUGUGGAACAAUAGUUACUGAUGAAGGCAAAGAGAAGAAAGUUAACAUAGAUUUUGAACCUUUCAAACCUAUAAAUACAUCAUUGUAUUUAUGUGACAAUAAGUUUCACACAGAGGCCUUAACAGCUUUGCUUGCGGAUGAUAAUAAAUUUGGUUUCAUUGUUAUGGAUGGUAAUGGUGCUUUAUUUGGAACAUUGCAAGGAAACACGAGAGAAGUUCUUCACAAGUUCACGGUAGAUUUACCGAAAAAACAUGGAAGAGGUGGUCAGUCUGCACUUCGAUUUGCAAGAUUGAGAAUGGAGAAGAGACAUAAUUAUGUGCGCAAAGUUGCAGAGGUUGCAACAACUCUUUUUAUAACGAAUGAUAAACCAAAUGUAGCUGGAAUAAUAUUGGCUGGCAGUGCAGAUUUCAAGACUGAACUUAGUCAGUCAGAUAUGUUUGACCCAAGACUUCAAGCAAAAAUCAUAAAGCUAGUUGAUGUUUCAUAUGGAGGAGAGAAUGGAUUUAAUCAAGCAAUUGAGUUAGCUGCUGAAUCUCUUCAGAAUGUGAAAUUCAUUCAGGAAAAGAAGCUUAUUGGACGUUAUUUUGAUGAGAUCAGUCAAGACACUGGAAAAUAUUGCUUUGGUGUUGAAGACACGUUAAGAGCGUUGGAGCUGGGGUCUGUAGAAACUCUGAUCUGUUGGGAAAACCUAGAUAUUCAGAGAUACGUGUUGAAAAACCAUGUGACCUCAGAGGAGAAAAUACUGCAUUUAACUCCAGAACAAGAGAAAGACAAGACUCAUUUCACUGACAGAGAGAGUGGAGUUGAACUCGAGUUAGUAGAAUGCCAACCUCUUUUAGAAUGGCUGGCAAACAAUUAUAAAAGUUUUGGUGCUACACUCGAAAUUAUAACGGACAAAUCGCAGGAGGGUUCUCAGUUUGUCAGAGGAUUUGGUGGCAUAGGAGGAAUUCUGCGCUACAAAGUUGACUUCCAGUCUCUUCAGGCAGAUGAGCCUUUGGAUGAUGUCGACCUAGAUGAUUACUAAGAUCUUUUGGCAGAUCACAUUUCAUAAGGUUUACUUCGAUACAAGGUAGACUUCCAAAGUAUGCAGUGUGAUGAGUUGGAAGAUGAUCUAUAUGACAUUGAUGACUACUAGGAAACAAUUGUAACAUAGUUUUUAUCUGAACUGUCGUCUGCAUGUGGUGGCCAACUCUCCGAACCAUGUUUUUGAUGUUUGUGAAUGUUAAAGUUUUUGUGAUUAUAAAGAAUGCCUUUAUACUGAUUGGAAGAGUGCAUUAGUCAGGUCUUUAAAAACAUGGUUGGUGGAGGAACUUUAAAAUAAGACUGCCAUGUGGACAAAGAAUAAGAAAUUUCUAGUAAAUACCACAGAGUUGACUUCACUGUCAAGUUACACUGAACAAAUGAAAUGCUCAAGGUACUGAUUUAAGACCCUGAAGUGCUUUCUCAAAGAGUUUUCAUUUGGUUGUAACAGAGAAUUGGACACAAUGAAAAUGUUUAUUCUACGAUUAUUUACAAUUUUUCAUACCGUUAUGUUUAUACAUUUUAGUUAUUUAUGUUAAAUGUUCCAAGAUAAGCAUCCUUCGUACCUGUGCUUCACUUUCACUGCUGUAAAAUUGAGAUUUAAGCUGCUCUAUUAUACAAACACACCAGGAAAUUUCUGUGGAUCAGAAAGUUCAAGAAUUUCUGGUGUUGCAAAUGAAAUAGGCUCUACUGUAUCUAAAUGCACAGGAUAAUUAUUUUAACCUGUUUAUGGAAAGAUUCUAUUGGUUAAGGUUUUUAAACUAAUAACCUGUAAACUGCCAUUGAUAGUGGAGGUAAAUUGAUGUUGAUUGCAGAGUAUUGUCAUGUUUAAUUUCUGACACUAUAUACAUAUAUAUUGUGGAAAUGAAUUUCUUUGUGCAUUUUGGCACAACUUUAAUAUUAAACAUGUGAUGGAGCUCCUUUUGUUUUAUUUAUUUAUAUUAGAUCCUUCUACAUAAAUGAUACUAGACUUUCUUUAUAAUUGUUUUAGAGUAUGGGGUUGUACUAUGUAAAAGAAGUAAUCGGUACAUAAAAGCUUUUGUAAUUCUGUUUGUCGACAGUUUAAUAUAUAUUUUGUAUGAAAUUAGCAGUUUCAUUUCAUCUACAGUAUGAAGCAUAGGUGCAAAUUGAAAUGCUGAUCUGUUACCCAUUUUCACUCUGUACUAAAUUUUUGAGUAAGAUGAGAAUAAAUCAUACAGAGUGAUUUCUGGCACUACUGUAAUUUUUUGAUGUGGGGACAAAUGUUUCUGGUAUUAUUAGUGACAUGCUGUUAAACUAUAUAUGGCUAAUCACAAAGGAAUUUAAAGUAUUCCUUGAUUUGUUGUAUUGAUUUCGAAAGUGAUAUAAAAAUGUUCGCAGUUGCUCCCACCAGCUCCAAGUGACCAGAAUUUAAAAACAUUGUUAUUGAGUGAAGCAUAUGAAUAAAAGUGAGUGUCAGAAAGUUGAAGUUCAUAAAUGUCUAAUUGAGAUUUUGAUGGUCUGUGUGUGAUCCAGUCAUAAUCAGCAAUUAGUGACAUGUAUCCAUGCAUAAUUUGCACAGCGUCUGUAGAAAUUUUGCGCAUUGAGUCAGCCUAAAUGUUAUGUAAACAUAAUUGGUGUGUGUGGCAUUGUGCUCUGAACAGUGGCAUAAACGUCAUACAAAUUUUUGAGAUGAAAAUACGUUGCACACAUUUGUGUGUAUUGAAGUAAUUUUGUUCAUUGUACAAACUUCAGGGGGGAAGAAUGCCUGGCAGCAAGAUGUUUUCGAGAUUCUGAAUGUCAUUGAAUGAAGUUGCCAAGCAAGGUUGUACAGUGGUUAAGACAUUGCUCUCCCAUUCUGGAGCACUGGAGUUAAAAUUGCUUGCUAUUGAGCCAUAUUUGGGUUUUCUACAGUUUCUCUAAAUGAGUCAACCUAAGUGUUGUCUCAGCUCAUUUUAAGAAGACUCAGAUAUUUUUCACUAUCCUUCUGUAUUCAUUGCUUGCUUAACCUCUACUGACCUCAACAUCAGCUGGAUUUUUUAACUCGCAAUCUUCCUUCCAUGAAGAAUGAUUUCCCACGUAUGAAGAACUCCUGUAGAAAGAUGAGAGAAAUAUUGUGCUGUGCAACAGUGUUGUAAUGUUUUGCUGCAGUUUUUAGAUGUUUUUAAUAAUCUUUUAGGUGUAUUUUUCUUUUUUAAAAGUGUGCGAAGACCUGAAAUGUUAUCUUUUUGUGGUAAAAUGUACCCGAAUGGAAAUUUUAUCAUACUUAUAGGUUAUGCAGUAUGCUCUGUGAGUAGUUUGCCCUAACAAUUUGGGAGCAAUCACAGAAUACAAAAAUCAGCUUUUCAACAUUAACUCCUAGACUCAUGCAACCUACUUUUUAACAAAUUGGGGCUUACAAAAGGAUGGUCUUUUAUACUGUCUUCAUUGUAAUAAUGGAACAAGAGAUGAUUAUUGAGAAGUGUAACACCUUUAUUUGUAUAUUUUUAUAAAUCUGUAAUGUACUGUUUGUAUGAAAUGAAAUAUUUGUUAACAGCAA
This is a messenger RNA of Schistocerca serialis cubense, 4147 nucleotides long. RefSeq names its product eukaryotic peptide chain release factor subunit 1 (gene eRF1). Gene Ontology annotation, biological process: cytoplasmic translational termination. Gene Ontology annotation, cellular component: cytosol; translation release factor complex. NCBI's taxonomy places the organism in Eukaryota, Metazoa, Arthropoda, Insecta, Orthoptera, Acrididae. Bases 329 to 1654 code for a protein of 441 amino acids. Gene Ontology annotation, molecular function: translation release factor activity, codon specific; sequence-specific mRNA binding. The transcript is spliced from 10 exons. The record is from RefSeq and is a predicted model, not a curated record.